AUGAUCACCAGGCCAGCUUUGGUGAACGCAUGGUCGCCUGUGGCUUACGACCUGGUCAUACGACAGCAGCCGCUGGCAGCAAGAGCAUGCGGUUUCGGCGAGCGUGAUCGACGAGUCAUCGACCCCCCACCGAUCCUGCAGCUGACAAUCACCGAUUGUGCUACGAAAGCUCCACGCGCAGAUCAAGAGGCCAUCUUCGCCGUGACUUGCAAGCUGGCCAAAGCCGGUGAAGACGUCGGAGAAGCAGGCAUGCCGCUCGCUGAUAUCGCUCCCGGCCCAUCGCAGCUUCCGCUCACACACUACCUGAUGGGCACCACAGCCGCCUCCCCCUUCCAAGGCAAAGACGAGCACCUCGUCCCGGGCACAUUCUUCGUCUUCGCAGAUCUCAGCUGUCGGUACCCGGGAAAGUACAAGAUUCAGUUCCGACUGCUCAGAAUCGAUCCCCGGAAACUGACCCUGACGUCCGACUCUUCGCAUCCCGUCGUCGCGUCUGUGGAGACCGAUGUCUUCACGGUGUAUGCUCCGAAAGACUUUCCCGGCAUGCGAGCCUCGACUGCGCUCCUGAAAGCUUUGCACGAUCAGGGGCUAUACGUGAGUUUGAAGAAGGGGACGGAGGCGCGGAAGAGGAAGCGGAGGGCAUCGCAACGCGGAGGAGCGGUGGGGCUGUCUGAUGGCAGCGAAGUUGAUGCCGCCGAAUUUCUGGACGCAGACCCGACCGAGCUCACCGAGUCAAGGAUGAUAGCGCCAGGGAGAGGGAAGAGACGGCGACGAGAGUCGUGA
Neohortaea acidophila is the source of this 780-nucleotide messenger RNA. Its product is annotated as velvet factor-domain-containing protein. Lineage: Eukaryota; Fungi; Ascomycota; Dothideomycetes; Mycosphaerellales; Teratosphaeriaceae. The transcript has a single exon. The record is from RefSeq and is a predicted model, not a curated record. The coding region runs from base 1 to 780 and encodes 259 amino acids.